AUGAGGGCUCGCCAUUCCAGAAGUCAAGGUCUCGUGGUCCAAGGUGUCCAAACAGGAGCUGUCUGGACUUCCCACUUCUCCUCCGCACUCAACUCGACUUUUUCUGCAUUUUCGCUGCGUGACUCCAACUUCACCUUCACUUCUCAAUCCGCCUCAGGCUUGAACCACAAUUUUCUUUCACUCACCCACCCCUCCGCCCGUCACUUAUCGGCUGGGAUAACGAAGCCUCCAGUCUUGCAGUCACAUCAGCGUAAUCCUCACGCGGCCAAAGUCCCCUCCAGAACGCCAUUUCUUGCACAAACUACCCCGCAAGGACUGCUUCGACUCCGUCAACACCACCCAGGAAGAUAUCCUUCUACAGUAUCACAUCAGGCGAAGCCGCAGACACGGCAGGAGAACAAUACCACUGAGUUGACUGCAUCGCAACCUGCAAAGAGCAGCUCGCAGGCAGACGCGACUGUGAUUCACAGUCCCCCACCAUCAUCACCAUCGAAGAGUCAUAAGUCAGAGACCUCUGCGACUCUUAUUCCACCUCACACCCUUCCCUCCUCUUCGAGUGUCAUUCAAAUGCCGACCGAAACCACAUCUUCCGCGCCCGCUCAGCACAAACCCCUCGUUGUCGGCCGGACGAAACCUCAGAGCCCCACGAGCACAGCAGACAUGGAUUCCUCCAGUACAAGUAAGGCUAACGACCAAGCAAUCCCCACCGAAGUGAAGGAGGCCCUCAACCAGGAAAUUUCCAAGAACGUCGAAUCCAACACCACAUCUGCCGCACCUGCCGAAGAAGCAACACCACAGCAAUCGACGCAGGCGGCGGGCAAGAAGAAAGAAAAAGCCCCCAAACAGCCCAAAGCACCCAAAGCCGCAGCUGCACCACCAGCACCUCUGUCGCCCGCCCUCAUCGACCUCCGCGUCGGCCACAUCCUGCGCGCCAUCGCCCACCCCAAUGCCGACAGCCUGUAUGUGUCGACGAUCGCAAUGGGGGACGCCGAAGGCACGGAGCACACACAGGUCGACGAGGAGACAGGAAAGGUGGUGCGGACAGUAUGUUCGGGGCUCAACGGGCUCGUGCCGCUGGCCGAGAUGCAAGACCGCAAGAUCGUCGUGGUUGCGAACCUCAAGCCCGUCAACAUGCGCAGCAUCAAGUCCGCCGCGAUGGUGCUGGCCGCGAGCCCCAAGCAGGAGGAGGGCGCCGACCCGCAUGCCCCGGACCGAGUCGUCGAGCUCGUCAACCCGCCCGAGGGCUCCGAGGCCGGCGACAAAGUGUAUUUCGAGGGCUGGGAGUACGGCGAGGGAAAGGGCCCGGAGAAGGUGUUGAAUCCCAAGAAGAAGCAGUGGGAGGCCAUCCAGCCGGGGUUCUUCACUGGUGAGGAUCUCACCGUUGGUUUUGAUGCCGGAAAUACGGAGGUCGACGGCGACAGGAAGGGUACGCUCGUCGUCGAGGGCAAGGGCAAGUGUACGGUCAAGACUCUGAAGGGCGCCGUUGUUAGGUGA
Molecule: messenger RNA, 1494 nt
Organism: Exophiala bonariae
Lineage: Eukaryota; Fungi; Ascomycota; Eurotiomycetes; Chaetothyriales; Herpotrichiellaceae
Exons: 1
Coding region: 1-1494 (497 amino acids)
Cellular component (GO): methionyl glutamyl tRNA synthetase complex
Molecular function (GO): tRNA binding; tyrosine-tRNA ligase activity
Source: RefSeq, a predicted model, not a curated record